UUAAUGAUCAUUAUAGAGCAGUGAACCAUCGACACAAUUUCUCUACCCCUUCUUUAUCUCCCUCGAGGUGUUUUGCCUACGUUCGUACACUCGAAUAUCUUUGUAGUCGAACUGGAAACAGUUACAUCUACUAAUGGCCUUUGAUACGCGAGCUUUUGAGAUUAAAACCGGUGCAGUUGGAACAAUUGGAAAAUUAUUUUUUUUUCGCGUCGUUUAUUCUUAAGGACUGAAAUUUGAUGUAUUCAUAUCGAUAUUGAUUCCAAUCGACGUAAUGAGAAUUUUCUAUCAAGUGAAGUUGAUCGAGGAAAACUUCAAAUGUUUUCCGCCAUUUAGGCAAUCUAAAUUUCAGACAUAUACAUUAAAUUUUCAAGUGAAACUCACCCUCAAAUCACAGCCACUGGAUUAUGGAAAAUACAUACGAUUAUGAAAACCUCAACGAAGACAGCAAACCAAUGCCACAGGAUACUCAACAGGAAGUUAGCCCCGAAAUGGACGGCGAAGUGAGCGAAAAAUGCCGUCCGAAAUUCAGAGGGUGCGGACCCCGAAGGAGGAGGAGGAGGAAGAGAAGUCGCAAGAGGAAGAAGUGCAUCUGCAAGCCCAAACGAAGACGUAGAAGACGAUUGGUUCUGUCGUCCAAUCCUUUCCUCAUCUUUUACUUAGAAAUGUGGUUCAAAAGCCACGGGAAACGCGUAACGCAAGUGGCUCGAGAAGCAGGCAAGAAAUGGUGCGCGCUAAGUGAAUGCGACAAACAGAAAUAUAUCAAAAUCGCGGAGAGAGUGAAACGACGACGUUCGAGACACGGAAGAAAGUGUUAACAAGUCCUGUAUUUAUCCAGAAACGAUAGAAACAUCAAAGAAAAUUCA
Osmia bicornis bicornis is the source of this 863-nucleotide messenger RNA. RefSeq names its product protamine-like. NCBI's taxonomy places the organism in Eukaryota, Metazoa, Arthropoda, Insecta, Hymenoptera, Megachilidae. Gene Ontology annotation, biological process: spermatogenesis; sperm DNA condensation. Bases 405 to 815 code for a protein of 136 amino acids. The record is from RefSeq and is a predicted model, not a curated record. The transcript has 2 exons.